AUGCAAUUCAAGUCUCUUCUUCCUUCCCUUCUCUUGAUCAGCUACGGAUCUCUGGCAGCCGCCGACUCGUUCUACGCAUACACCUGCGAUAGCUGCGGCUGCAACGCCUUCCAGGGCUUGGGAGCCAGCAUCGAAGGAACUUGCACCAACCUCGAGAGCGGUGCCGCUUCUUUCGGUGUUAGUGCUGGCAAGGAAAGCGGUACCUACUGCACCUUGUUCACUGGAAAGGACUGCAGCGGGUCGUCGCAGAACGUUGGUCAUCACAAGGGCCAAACCUGGGGUUGCACCAACUCGAAGAUUGGAUGGGCGAACUCGGUUCUCUGUUUCGCUUGA
Molecule: messenger RNA, 333 nt
Organism: Penicillium longicatenatum
Lineage: Eukaryota; Fungi; Ascomycota; Eurotiomycetes; Eurotiales; Aspergillaceae
Exons: 1
Coding region: 1-333 (110 amino acids)
Source: RefSeq, a predicted model, not a curated record